This is a messenger RNA of Trypanosoma theileri, 1446 nucleotides long. RefSeq lists its product as uncharacterized. The coding region runs from base 1 to 1446 and encodes 481 amino acids. Lineage: Eukaryota; Euglenozoa; Kinetoplastea; Trypanosomatida; Trypanosomatidae. The record is from RefSeq and is a predicted model, not a curated record. The transcript has a single exon.
AUGCUUAGGAGUCAUUGUACCAAUGAUGAUCCUCCUCUCUCUGUGGAUGUGAACAGUGAUGAUGAAUGUGUGGAUUUAUCUUCAGAGACGUCUUCCUUCACCCGCCGGCCACUACGCACACUUGGAUGGGAUUUGAUACUCGCAGAGGAACAUUCCGCACAGACCAAUACUCUUAAUAAUAAUAUUAAUAAUAAUAAUAAUAAUAAUAAUAAUAAUAAUAAUAAUAAUAAUAAUAAUGACAAGGGGAAUAGUAUGAGUGAGGGAAGGAGAAGUGAGAGUAAUAAUAGGGAUACGGCUAUUAUCCAUACAAGAGAAACAACAGGAAUGAGAUUAGACAUACCCAUACAGAAUAGAGAUAUAUCUUCUGUCAAUCCACAUAUUAUGUAUACACCUACCAAAGCCAUACCAACAACAAUAAUAAGAGGAAGAGAGAAAGAGAUUAUUCCACCACUACAGACAUUAGAAGAUAUUCCACCAGCAUGGACGAUGCCAACAUUCAAAAGAGAUAAUACUAUUAAUAAUAAUAAUAAUAAUAAUAAUAAUAAUAAUAAUAAUAUUAACAGUAUGACUAAUGACAAUAAGAAGAAUAACUGGAAUGUGGGAUUGCCGGGUGGAGAGUUAUUUCGACUGCAAGAGAUAUUCCCUCUUCUUGGCAGUCAACGUCCAUCCCAUGAAAGUUCACUAACAACUCCAACUCCAAUAAUAAUAAAUAGAAAAGAAAGAAAAGGAAAAGGAAUUCCAGCAGAGACGAUGAAGUUUGGGCCGUUUAAUCAACAGGAGCCAACAGAGAAGAUCUCCACAGUUCCUCUGCGGGAGUCCACACCACUCAUCUCAACAAGUGUGGGGGGCCCAUGGGUGAAGAAGGCGACUCUGCAGGAAAAUGCGGUGGAGGUGUUUUCAUGGGAAGGUAUCAUUCAAGCAUCUCAAACAGGAAAUAUAGAAGAAGAAGAAAAGGAAAAAGAAGAAAAGGAAGAAAAGAAAAAAGAUGUACACAAUAGAAUGAGAGAAAGAUCUCCUCAACCUUUUUUUUCACAACAACAAGAACAAGAACAGAAGCCAAAGAAGGAUCUGUAUAGGAAUGAAUCACUACAUUCUACAAUGGGAGGAGUCAUUAAAUAUCGAUCAAAUGAUAAUAAUAAUAAUAAUAAUAAUAAUAAUAAUAAUAAUAAUAAUAAUAAAAUACAAAUUCCAUCAUCACCUCCACGAGAAGAUAUGGAAGCCACAGUUCAUGCCGUGAAAGUAAUGCAGCGUACGGCAGAUGAACUCGCACAUCGUGUACUUAUGGCUGAACGUGAACUUGCGGAUGAAUACAUAGAGUCUACUACACUGCGUGAGGAUCUCAUGUCUAGCUUAACAACAGCAGAGUCUCUCCUGCAAGAGAAGAUGAAGACUCUGCGCAAACUUCGACUUGAAAAUGAAAGACUUCGAAAACUUCUGGGAGAUUAA